AUGUCUGAAUUUAAAAUUAGUCCAUCAACCUUAUGGAGUACUCAAGACAAUCCAAAAAAACCUCAUACAAUUUUUUUCAUUACCUGUGACAAUGAUCAUUUAUAUACUUAUAACCUUCACCGUCCGGGAAUUUGGUCAUACAACAUAUCAGAAAAGUCGUGGAGUGAAGUAAUAAGCUUGACUAAUAAUUUACUGCCAUAUCCAAAGAACAAAAUAAUUGGAAUUAUGGAAGAAGAUCAGAACAAUUCAAGAAAAUUAAAGAUAUUCAGCAUCCACAACAAGAUAACUAGGAUACAUACUUAUGAUUUAGAAAGCCAAGUCAUUGAAGAGCAAAUUUUGGAUGGAUCUCUUCCAGACACUGCACAGUUUUGCCAAAUGAAUGUUUUUUGUUAUAACAAAUUUUAUUAUACAGUUGUGUGCGUUGAAACAACGAAUCGCCCUGAUCUGCUGAGAGUGGAUGUUUAUCGUUUGAAUUUGGAUACCUGGGAGCGUGUUUCCAAGCUAGUGAAAGCAUCAAAAUGUGAUAUAAUUGAAAAAUCAUCAAUGGGAAUUAUUAAUAGCGGCAACAAGAUGUAUUUAUUCUACAGUAAAAACAUUAAUUCUAUUCGGGUUUUUGAUUUGGAGAAGAAUACUUGGAGCUGGGUGGGAACAUCAGACCCCAAUCUGGAUCAAAAUCUCAAUGAUUACAAUGAUGACGACGUAGAACUUGAAAAAGACUUAAAUAAAUUUCAACGAAAUAAGAACACGAAUGAAAAUAUUGUAAAUGUAAAGAUGGACCACCCGCCAAUUGGGUCUUAUAAUUACAGCAUGUCACAAUAUUGUAAUCCGGAUACCAAAGACACGUACUUAAUAGUAUCUGCGUCUAAAUACAGGCAUAUUAAUAAUACACCUACGGAGAUUUGGAAGUUUAAUCUGUCAACUUUACAGUGGGGACUUAUUGAUAGAGUUGGAAGCUUUGUUAAUCAACAACGCGUCAGUCGCUGGGCCUGCGUCACUCCAAACGGCAGAUUAGUCACUCGCGAUGGAUUGAUAGUUAAAUAUCCUCAAAAUCCACUCGCUGUGAUCCACCGAGAGUAUAUUUACACCACUUCGACCAGAUUUGUUGAUAAUUGUUGA
Messenger RNA from Cotesia congregata, 1116 nucleotides. The record is from the annotation of a GenBank genome assembly. NCBI's taxonomy places the organism in Eukaryota, Metazoa, Arthropoda, Insecta, Hymenoptera, Braconidae.